AUGAUCUGCUCGAGCUGCCGUCGUGCGUUUCUCCCCCGCAUUCGCUCUUUCAGUCCCAACUGCAAUGUACCAAUAUCCUCCACCACCACCUUGCGCUACGCAUCGACAGUCCCUGCGACUCCCAGUGCCGCCCCAGUUCCAGCUCCUGCGGCUAUCUCUAUAAGCGAACCUAAUCCGACCCAGUCGUCAAACUCGUCGGGAAUCUCCCAACCUCUUUCCGAACCACACACUCCCUCGACCUCGAUCGCGAAGACGACUGGACCAACCUCGACCAAGGACUCGAAAGGGUCCUCGAGGCCAAAAAGCUCGGUACCGGGAGGCAAGGAGCUUCGGGGUCUCGGCUACACAAAAGCGAAGCCAAAAGUCCUGGCAUUGGAGGACGAUGAGUAUCCCGAGUGGCUGUGGGGUUUGUUGGAUCAGACUAGACUUGGAAACGAUGGAGAAAAGGUCGAUUUAUCAGCAAUGACCAAAAAGCAACGCAUCCGGUACGAAAAGAAACAGGAACGUCUCCUGAAAGACCUACCCAAAGAAAUCCCUGUCCAUGAACAAAGCAAAGAUCUGACGGGCCCUGGCGACGACGCUCUGACGAGUUUACAACGUCGGCAAGAGAUUACUAAGAACGCGAGGGCAGCGAGACGGAGGAGUAUUAGAGAGAACAAUUUCUUGAAGUCAAUGUAG
Cladophialophora bantiana CBS 173.52 is the source of this 678-nucleotide messenger RNA. RefSeq lists its product as uncharacterized. Gene Ontology annotation, molecular function: structural constituent of ribosome. The coding region runs from base 1 to 678 and encodes 225 amino acids. Gene Ontology annotation, cellular component: mitochondrial large ribosomal subunit. The record is from RefSeq and is a predicted model, not a curated record. The transcript is spliced from 2 exons. NCBI's taxonomy places the organism in Eukaryota, Fungi, Ascomycota, Eurotiomycetes, Chaetothyriales, Herpotrichiellaceae.